This is a messenger RNA of Sitodiplosis mosellana (orange wheat blossom midge), 1509 nucleotides long. RefSeq names its product ATP synthase subunit gamma, mitochondrial-like. Lineage: Eukaryota; Metazoa; Arthropoda; Insecta; Diptera; Cecidomyiidae. The record is from RefSeq and is a predicted model, not a curated record. Gene Ontology annotation, biological process: proton motive force-driven ATP synthesis. The coding region runs from base 164 to 1063 and encodes 299 amino acids. The transcript has 3 exons. Gene Ontology annotation, molecular function: proton-transporting ATP synthase activity, rotational mechanism.
UGAACAUCAGCGAGAGCAUGUGUCAUUUCGGCUAUUUUUGUAUCUCACACAGCGCCGUUUUAACUGUGCUCGACGUUCUGUGGCCGUUCUUUUUAGCAACAACUGAAAGAUAGGAUUUUUUUCUUCAGUUCAAGCAGUGUGAGUGAUAAAUAUCUAGUCAGUCAUGUGGAUGCAACGCGCCAGUCCCGCUGUCAAUGCCAUCAUCUCGAAUGGGGCAUUUGCUCAGCAAAACCGUAAUAUGGCCACAUUGAAAGCCAUUUCCAUGCGGCUCAAGUCAGUCAAAAAUAUCCAAAAGAUCACGAAAUCAAUGAAGAUGGUGUCUGCUGCCAAGUACACACGUGCCGAACGUGAAUUAAAACAGGCUCGCCCAUACGGUGAGGGCGCCACAAAAUUCUACUCAGUCGCCGAAUUCGAACCACCAACAGACAAUGCAAAGGAACUUUUGGUUGCAAUCACAUCCGAUCGAGGUCUAUGUGGUGCUGUUCAUACCGGUGUCGCCCGUGCCAUCCGUAAUGAUCUUCAAUCGCGCACAGAGAGCACCGAAAACACAAAGAUUGCCUGUGUCGGUGACAAAAGCCGUGCCGUUUUGCAACGCUUGUUUGCCGAUAAAAUUGUGUUUGUUGCCAACGAAAUCGGCCGUACACCACCAAGUUUUACCGAUGCAGCAAAAAUUGCCAAUGAAAUUUUGGAAUCAGGUUUCGAUUUCACGCACGGUACAAUCAUUUACAACAAAUUCAAAAGUGUCGUGUCGUACACAUGUAGCACGGUGCCAAUUUUCAGUUUGAAAGCCGUUGAAUCCUCCGAAAAGUUGGCCAUUUUCGAUUCAUUGGACUCGGGUGUACUUAAAGAUUACCUUGAAUAUUCAUUGGCCUCCCUCAUAUUCUAUGCCAUGAAAGAAAGUGCCUGCUCCGAACAGUCAUCGCGUAUGACUGCCAUGGACAACGCCUCAAAGAAUGCCGGCGAAAUGAUUGACAAACUUACACUUACAUUCAAUCGUACUCGACAAGCUGUCAUCACACGUGAAUUGAUUGAAAUUAUUUCUGGUGCUGCUGCCCUGGAUUAAAUGUGCCUCUAAUCUCUAUCAUAUGCUAGUCAACGCACAACAACAACAACAACAACAACAACAACCAACAUACUCAGAUUGAACGAGAAAGAAAAAACGGACGAGAAAAUGGUUUAAUCUCAAAUUUGUCCAAAUUCUUUGUAAACGAACCAAAGAGAUAAAACAAAAAAUUAUAAUCAAAUUAUAUUUAUUACGAUGCGAACUGACAAACAAGCACAAAACACUUGAUGGCAAUCUUCUGAAUCUUUGUGCCAAAAUCAAAACUGACAAUACAAAUACAACGAAUUUUCUAGUCCAAUUUAAUAAAUUACUAUCGUAUUUUUCUGAUGAAAUUUCAUUUUGCAGCCAAAUUAAUUAAUGCGAAAGUGUUUUUUUCCUGUUAAAAGUUGCCAUUUGGAAUGAAUAAAAUGUUAAAAUAAUAAAAAAAAAGAUUUAACAAUAUGAAA